AUGUCUACCUUCGGCUACCGGAGGGGCCUGAGCAAGUACGAGUCCAUCGAUGAGGACGAGCUCCUCGUUGCAGAAGACGACAAAGAGGAGAGCGAGGAGGAGCUCGUCUUCACGGAAAGUAACAGCGAGGUUUCGGAGGAGGUGUCCACGGAGGGGGAGNNNGAGGAGGAGGAGGAGGAGGAGGAGGAGGGGGACAGCGACGGCGAGGACAGCGACGCCGGGGACAGCGACGGCGGGGACAGCGCGGCUGAAGACCAGAAACGCAUCAAUGGAGCCGUGACUCACGACGGUGCCAACUCCGCCAGCUCCGGGCCAAAGACAUUUAAAAGUCAAGUGGAGAACAUCACCUUGACGAACGGCCACGGCGGCAGGCACCCCGAGCCCGCGGCCGCCACGCACCCCAGCGGGAACCCCACGGUCAUCGAGGACGUGCUGGCCAAGGUCAGGGCCAACGACCCCGGCACCACGGAGGUGAACCUGAACAACCUGGAGAACAUCAGCGCGCAGACGCUCGCGAGCUUCGCCGAGGCGCUGCAGCGCAACACGGCCGUGCGCGCCGUGAGCCUGGCCAACACGCGCGCCGACGACAGCGCCGCGCUCGCGCUGGCCGCCAUGCUGCAGGUGAACCGGCACGUGGCCAGCGUCAACAUCGAGUCCAACUUCAUCACGGGCCGCGGCAUCCUGGCCAUCGUGCGCGCGCUGCAGCACAACGCGGUGCUCACCGAGCUGCGCUUCCACAACCAGAGGCACAUCAUGGGCAGCCAGGUGGAGAUGGAGAUCGUGCGGCUGCUGAAGGACAACACCACGCUGCUGCGCCUCGGCUACCACUUCGAGCUCCCGGGGCCGCGGAUGAGCAUGACGAGCCUCCUGACGCGCAACAUGGACAAGCAGCGGCAGAAGCGGAUGCAGGAGCAAAAGCAGCAGGAGGGCGGCGACGGAGGGCCCGGCCUCCGGCCCGCGGCCUGGCAGCGGGGCACGCCCGGCUCCUCGCCCCCGCUCCCGGAGAAGAAGCUCAUCACCCGCAACAUCGCCGAAGUCAUCAAGCAGCAGGAGAGCGCCCAGCGGGCGCUACAGAACGGACAGAAAAAGAAGAGAGGCAAGAAGGUUAAGAAACAGCCCAACAACCUCCUCAAGGAAAUAAAAAACUCCCUGAGGUCGGUGCAGGAGAAGAAAGCGGAGGAGAGUUCCCGACCUUCGACCCCGCAGAGGUCAGCUCAUGACAACCUCAUGGAGGCGAUUCGGGGGAGCAGCAUAAGACGGCUAAGGCGGGUGGAAGUUCCAGAUGCUCUGCGAUAAAAGCACAGAAGAUGCAGAAUUGUUCAUUGGUAUUAAACAAAGUGCAUCGUGAGAUGUUUCUAAAAUACCUUCUUCAG
This is a messenger RNA of Miniopterus natalensis, 1373 nucleotides long. The record is from RefSeq and is a predicted model, not a curated record. NCBI's taxonomy places the organism in Eukaryota, Metazoa, Chordata, Mammalia, Chiroptera, Miniopteridae.